UUGCCUUCAACACGGGCGAGCGCGCCGCCAUAAUGGCUCAGGCCGCAAAGAGCGUCCCAGAUCUCGUGGGGUACAUCGCCAGGUGUUACGACGAAAUCCCGGCAAAGGCGAUAUACGCGAUGGACUCCGGAGAGCGUCGGACGAUCGAGUGCAAGAGCGGUGUGCAGCAAGGAGAUGAAAUGGGACCGCCCCUGUUCUGCUUCAUCCUAGUCCCGAUAGUCUUGAAGCUUAAGGCCAAGUACGACCACCUCGGGGUAAGCUUGAAAGCUUAUAUGGACGACAUCAGCCUGCACUUCAAAAAUAUCACAGCGGAAAAUAUUCAGGUGAUACCGGACCUCGUCGACGAACUAGAAGCUGUGGGCACCAUCGUCAACAGGGGGAAGAGCUCAGCGCUUCCCCCACCAGGGCACGACGUGACGCCAGCAGAAAGGAGGCUACUUGGCGAUGCAGGCCUACCGAUUGCGGAGGAGGGCAUCACAGUUGUGGGAGUCCCCAUUGGGACGGAUACCUACGUCGAGGAUUUCGCAAUGAAAGUGAUAAGUGAAGGGGGUGCAGACAAGCAUGCUCGCAUGCUGGUGCGCAUACCAGACAAACAGAUGGCUCACGUCGUCACAUCACAAUCGCUGACACAGCGAUCCGGAUAUAUCGAGAGAGGCAUCAAUCAUAAGCUAGUGAAAGGGGCUUGUAAACGCCUGGACAAUAUGGUGAUGUGGGUCCUAGAGGCAACGAUGGGGCUCAGAGAUACCGAAGUCGAAGAAGAGUUCUUCCAAGACGACUGCCAGCCUGACCGCUUCAAGUUAAAGCCCUAUCAACAAGCCCAGGCGCGCCAGUCGAUAGGAGCCCGGGGACUAGGAUUACCAGCAGCCGUUAUGCGAAGGUUCUCAGCUUCUCUGGGCAACCUAGUCGGCACCCUUCCUGCGGUUAUAGCCGCGUUACGGGGUCCAUUGGGAGAGUCGGCGAGAGUUCGGAUACCGGGAACCGUGUUGAUGGAGCGGAUUGGGGACGCUAUCAAAGAACUCAACCAGGAGCAUGGAGUAUCGGUGGAGAUUCUGAAGGGGAUCCUUCCCCCGUCAUGGGUUGAGUGGGCCUUAGAACCGGCAGGAGAAACCGGAAGGCGUCAGCCCACCGUUGCAGAACUGGCAGCACACGAUGGGGAAUCUACUACGCCGAGGAACGCCCAGCACAAACUGGGCAUGGCGGUUAACAAGAUACAACUUGAAAAGUUCAUGGAGUUUCUGGAGCACCUCCCUCAGGAGGCGGUACCACCCACGAGGGACAACCCCUACGGAGGUCAAGAG
Messenger RNA from Ectocarpus sp. CCAP 1310/34, 1298 nucleotides. The record is from the annotation of a GenBank genome assembly. Lineage: Eukaryota; Phaeophyceae; Ectocarpales; Ectocarpaceae.